GUCAGUAGCACUGGCCACUGGCACACUAUAAUACUGAUUGCUCCGCUAACCAGGACAGGGAUUUACUUUAUUCAACCUUUCAUUUCAGCCGUCCUUUAUUUUAUUGAACUAAAACAAUGGCAGACACACAAGUGGACUCCGGCUCGGAUAUCUCUGCUAAGGACCUGAAAGAGAAGAAGCUGGUGGAGGAGAAGGAGAACGGCAAAGAUGCUGCCACCAACGGAAAGGAGAACGAGGAAAACGGCGAGCCCGAGGUAGAUGAUGAAGAUGACGAGGAAGUGGAUGAGGAGGACGAGGAAGAUGAUGGAGAAGGUGACGAGGAAGACGAGGAGGACGACGAGGAUGAGAUUGAGGGCGGCACAAAACGGGCGGCUGAAGAUGACGACGACGACGAAGAGGACGACGUCGAAACCAAGAAGCAGAAAACCGACGAUGACGAUUGAUGCGUUUUCCCCCCUCGCGCCAUCCUGCUGAACCACUUCCUGAUUCUUCCACCUAUGACUGUUUUUUUUUUUUUUCUAUGUCACAGGUGGAGGGGCGGGAGGACUGAUUUUAAAGGAGAAAAAAAUAAUAAUAAUAAAUAAAAAAAUGUAAAAAAAAUCCAACAUGGUCAUUAGCAAGUAGAGUUCAACAAACAUCUACCACGUCCACCCCCCCACCCCCACCCCAACCCGCAAAACUGCAAAACAAAAUUUUCUAGAGGAACCUGCCACCGCAUCGACGCAGAAAUCCGGCUUCACAACAACAACAACACGAAAGGAGAAUUUGUUUGUAUUUUUAUUUACAUUUUAUAUUUUUGUACAUAUUGUUAGGAGCAGGGGGAGGGGGGGCCAGCUCCCCUCCUCGGCAGCGAUCUCGUCAGACCAAAUCGGUGCUUCUUCAACGAAAUAUUUUACUUGGUUGACCAUGUUACGAUAUCUCAACAGAUACUAGGAAGAAAAAAAACAACCUGUAAAAAACAGUUUUAAAAAAAACCUGAACGAAAACCUCUUAAGCCGUUGAACUCAGAGCAUUCCAGUAAAUUUAAUGUAUGUACUUUAGCUGUACCAUAACUAGUUUGUUUGUAUGGGAGGGUAAGGCCAAAGAAAAGAGCCUCUUUUCUUUUUCCUUUUUAUUUUGUUUUUUGUCAGCGACUUAUUUUGUUUUAUGGCGGCCUGUUUUGAUGUAUGUGCGAAGUUUGUUGUUUGACAAUAAACCGGACUUUUAUUUUGUGAGUUGUA
Messenger RNA from Micropterus salmoides (largemouth bass), 1220 nucleotides. RefSeq names its product prothymosin alpha-B-like. Gene Ontology annotation, biological process: negative regulation of apoptotic process; positive regulation of transcription by RNA polymerase II. Gene Ontology annotation, molecular function: histone binding. Bases 117 to 443 code for a protein of 108 amino acids. Lineage: Eukaryota; Metazoa; Chordata; Actinopteri; Centrarchiformes; Centrarchidae. Gene Ontology annotation, cellular component: nucleus. The record is from RefSeq and is a predicted model, not a curated record. The transcript has 5 exons.